GAGACGGCAGUCGGGUUGUCGGUGUAGAGCGACGGUGUGCGGUGGCGUCGCGACGCCGGCGCACUCGGUACGAUCGAUUAUUCCACGUUUCGCUGGCCAUGUACUCGGCCGCUGGUGGUAAGAGGAGGCUAGUUGAACAGAGACGAACAGCCCAGGUGGAGGAAGCGUGUCGAGGAAGAGAAUGAGAGGGUGAAAACGAAGAGGCGAGAAGGUGCGCGUGUGUCUUUUAGCGACAACGCGUGUGCAGGAUCUUGAAGGAAAAAAAAAAAAGGGGGAAAAGAAGAGAAACGGUUGACAGAUCAGCAGGAAGAGUUUGUUAGUGCCGAAAAAAAGGCAGCCCGCGUUGGUGCCCUCCCUCGGUUAAAAAUAUUCCCGCACAACGGUGCAGGAUGACGUCGUUGCGGAUUUAGAAGAGAAACGUAACCUGGACGUGCCGGGAUCGAUCCUAACACGGGUCUUCUUCAACAGCCGGCUGACACUGGCCAGAAGACAUGGAUUAUCGGUCGACUGGCACCAGGUGCGAGGAUGACACCCUGGAGAACGAGAAAGGAAUCGGUGCUGCGGGUGAACAUAAGGGUGCAUCGAAGCGUGGCGGCUCCCAUACACGUGGCACGGCGAUGUCUUUCGGUUUUCGACGAAGACCAACCUCCGGGAUACCGGUACCGAAAACGAGCCUGCCGAUCGAACUGAGCAUGCUGCAUCCUCGAUCGAAAUCAGCCGGCCCUGAACAGAACCGCAGACGCGACGAGGACACGAACAUCAUCCACAAUUCGUCGUCGGGCCGAUCGACGCCUCGUCUCGCGCCCCCUAAGAAAGAAGCCAGCGGUAUAGCCGUCAGAACGAACCGCUUCGGCUACCGUCAGUCCCAAGCUAAAUUCACCAACAAAGUCGGCGACAUCCGCAGCAGCCACAGCGUGAGCCAUUACAACCACGAGAAGCUGCAGCAACAACAGCAGCAGCAAGAAGGUUUCGUGAAACAACCGCACAGGGUUCAAGUGUCCAGUGUACCGGCACCGAAAGGCAAACCGUCGCCUGUACACAAUCCGAAUUCGUACAAUAACACGAACAUCAAUCAUUCCGAUGGUAAUCGCAGAACGUCGAGUAUCCCAGAGCCAAUUGGCAGGUAUACCCUUCACACCAGCCACCUGCCUCUACCUCAAUUCGCAGUGAGAAUGACCGAUGCUAAUUCAAAAAUCGCCAAGACUGCGGCUAAUCAGAGCAGAAAGGUCUCUGCAACGUCCAAAAGUUCCACCAGCUCCAAGGAAGGUUCAGGCACUGAGGAUUCUGGCGUUGGAAGUCAGCAAGGUUGUCCUGGAGAGAACGAUCUAAGGAGCGUUGAUUAUACCGACGGUUCCCUGUCGAGGAGACGAGGCGUAGGCAGACCCAGGAAUCUAAGGAUGGUCGUGAAUGGGAAGAGCUUCGAUGUCAGGGACGUUAGGGACGAUGACAGUACGGUUACCGAGAUAUCUGUUAUUCCAUUGCCGAAGACAUUCGCUGCAGCCAGCACUGGACUGGUUAGAGAAAGAACCACCCAGUAUCAAAGAAUUGUUAAUAAAGACAAUAGGUACACCGAGUCGACGACAUCUAUGUCUACUACAUCGUCCGAGGGAUACGACGAAGGUUUGGGCGAGGAGAAGGUUUACAAAGACAGAUCACAUUCCGAGAAGAUUCCUUCUAUCAAGUCAGACUUCAGUCCGCCUAGUUCUGAUGAUCCUGAAUACGGCCAUGGAGAAGCGAUGGCUGAUGAGUAUUCGUUGAGCUCGAGCGACGAGUGUCAACGAUCUACUUCCGCUCAACAUUUGCAAACUAGCACGGAUACAGCAAAGAAUGGAACGGUCCCAAAGACAGCUUUACGUUCUGUACUUCUAACCAUCGAAGAUCCUGCGUUCGCCGCUGCUGCGGCUACGUCUACUGCAUUGAUAGACGAUGAAACCUCGCCUGUGGAUAGCCUCUUCGACAGCCUAACAGCCAGCAUUACACAGUCGGAUGCUAAAGCUCCUAAGAAAGAAUAUGCCAUGGAGCAGUCUGGAAAUACGAUUGACGACGACAGUCCUGGAACACCGACGAACGUUUCCAAUUCGUUGAGCCUGUCCGAGGGUAGAGAAUAUUUUGACGACGAGAUCGCUGAUCAACCUGGGCUCGUCUUUGACGAUAAUUCCAGAGCCGGAGGUGAAACACAGUCUGCUAUGGCUAGUCAAGCUGUCACUGAAAAUAGUCACACCCUCGUUGAGUCCAGUCCUAAAACAGAUUACGUUAACGAGUUACUACCUUCUUUAGGUACAGGACAUGGAAAAAAUGCAACAAACAGUCCUCACCAUGGCAAACGAAUAAGCCGAGCUGGAAGCGUUGACACGUUAUCUCCUUGUGAAUCUAUUGCUUCUGAUGAUUUAAUAUUGGAUUACGAGCAAAGUGAUGCGAGUUCCUAUGAAGAGCAACAACAACGGGUAGAAUCGAACACUGCAUUGCAGGAUAUGGACGAUGCUACCAUUCUCUCAGAAUUAGAAGCUCAAGGUGAAGAAGUGAUGAGGCAGUGGACCUCUUUACUGGGCACUUGUCAAAUGCUACAGCAGACUAAUAAUUCAAAUACAGUAAAUAACAAUGUAAAUGGUGGAUCAACCAAUAACAAUAAUCAACCGGCCAACGAAAUAGGAAACGAGUGCGAUAAGACGACAAAGGUAUGGCGAAACAGAUCAGUGACUGAUACACCACGUUCUGUGGAUAACUUACGUAAUCGACAAUUUUCCAGUCCUUUGAGAACAUCGAGAAAUGUCCAUUCACCGAGUCUCGAUUCUGGAGAUGAAGGAAGUCUCCGAGUUGAUCGUAAUACGUAUCAACACAUGUUUCAAGACAUUGUUUCGAUUAAAACAAUGCUUUUGAAACUGAAACGGGUACUUCAGGAGUCAGAAGAGAACGGUUUGACGAGGACAGAAACUCUCAACCCAUUCGAUAAUUCUAUGAAGAAUGGUCUCUUCUACAACCUGAACGAAGGGAACACCGCCGAUGUGAGUACCUCUCCAGGAAGUGGAGGUAAUAGCAUCGCGGAUGAAUUGGCUGAUUUACGUAGACAGGUUGUGUUUUUGCAAGGCCAAGUGGAAGACAGAGAUAGAACUAUACAAGUAUUACAGUUCCAAAUAUCAAAACUUCAAGGACCUAAUGGCAAUGAUAGCCAAACAUGUGCUUUAGCAAGUAACCAUAAUAAUGUUAAUCCAGAUACUUGUAACGCUGCUACGCAAACGGAAAAGACACGUCCAGUGUCGGCGGGACCUUCACUGGUGCAAACACCCCCACAGGACGACGCUAUGUGGCCUCUAAUUAGAUGGAGUGAUUCCUGGGAUCAGCACCGUCCUACAUUACUUGGAGAACAGCUUACUAGUAACAGAAGCCUUCGUAAGUCGACCGAUCGUAUACCGCGUACAAUAAAAUCUCGUCAAGAAGAAACCUCGCAUCGUCGAAACGGGCAUAUAGAUAAAUCGACGGUAGAUAGUAAUUCGUCGAACGGUAAAAUUUUGAAAUUAAAGGACUCGAAAUCUAUUGAAUCGAACGGUACGGAACAGAACGACAUAAAAACAGAAGGAAGUCCUACUAAAUCAUGUAUUCCAACAAGUAGAAAGCUUGCAACACCAGUUCUCAUAACACGAUCAACGAGGGCGGUAACCUCGACAGGCAGAUCGCACAAGACGUAAUUAUAUUACGUACCUUAAGUUCAAUUUAAUUUCAAUUCAAUUGUAUAUUAGUUUCUUUUGUCAAUUUAUUUCAUUGAUCUAUGAAAUAUCAUUUGAAGAAAAUUUUGUAUGUAGAAUUUUUUUUGCAGAUAUUUUUCAUUGGUAAAAUAUCUUAAACUACAGGUAAAUUGAAAGAAUAAUGUACAAAUCAUGUGUUAAGAGUUAAGGGCAAUUUAUAAGUUCCUAUUUUUUAAGGUUUAUAUUUCAUUUUUGAUUUUUUUCUCAUCUCAUCUAUAAAAGAUAUCGCUCAUUUUAUCAUACUCAAAACGAGAUCACUAAAUUCUUUUUUUGUAACGGACUGAAAGAGUUGUAUAAAUUCAUUUUUAAUUGUAAAUUAUUCGUUAAGUUCUAGCUGAUCAAAUUUUAAUGUGUAAUAUAGUUUUAAUUUUCAGUUAGACUUCGAAUAAUGUUUGUGAUAUUAUAAAGAAUAUCCAGUUAUCUUCUUUUCUACAAAUUUUUUAGUUGAUAUUAAUCACAUUUAUUGGUUACAGGUAAUGUGUAAAAAUUACAGUGUGUACAUGUACACAUUUUUUUUUCACUUGAGAAGUCAGCUAAAUCUAAAGUAUAUAAGGUACAUAUAUACAGUACUCUAUGUAUAAUUCACAAUAUAUACUACACUUGCAAUUAUACACUGUUUGUACAUUGUAUAUAGUGUAUGAUAUAAUAUAAUACACUAUAUGUAAUUUACUGUGUAUGUACUGCAUAGUGUAUAUUAUGCUAUUAUGCCAUAUAUAAUUACAUUAUAGUGUAACAUUGUAGUGUAGCAUUUUUAAAAUGUACAUUAUAUUCUUUUACAAUUCUGUACUUACUGUAGAGACACAAGAUAGAGGAAUAAUCCAUGCUAUUAAAUAUCACAAACAUUAGUCAUCAUUUCAAAAUUUUUAAUCAAUGAACGCAAUUGUAUUGUAUUAUUUACUCAUUUGAUCAAUGUACAAAUUUUCAAUGCUAAAUAAUACUUUCCAGUACUAGCCCUGAUUUCAGCAGUUACCUGUAACUAUUAAAAUCAGGGUACUGUAAAUUUUCUUUUGUAUUUUAUGUUACUUAUAAUUUAUUUUGUGGCUAAUUUAUAAUAUCAUAUUCGGUGCUAUUAAAUUGUUUCAGUCUACGCUAAUACCCUAUUUAGAGUCUCCUGAAUCAGUGAACAUGAGAGGUAAUUAUUCAAUUAGAUUUCAGAUAGUUAUUUUUUAAACAUGAUUUGUAAAAUUGCAAUAUAGUCAUUUACAUAAAAUGAUAAAUAAGACAAUAAAUAUUAAUGACAUUGGUUGGUAGUGGUAACAGUUUUGCACUUUCUGUGACAUGAUGAAUUAAUUAAUAUUAAAGCUUCCUAAAAAAAAUAAAAAAUAA
Molecule: messenger RNA, 5066 nt
Organism: Osmia lignaria (orchard mason bee)
Lineage: Eukaryota; Metazoa; Arthropoda; Insecta; Hymenoptera; Megachilidae
Source: RefSeq, a predicted model, not a curated record